AUGGUGGCCACCAGGAAGUGCGUGGCCAGCGCCGACGGAAGCAGUGCCACCACGCAGCGUAGGUCUCCGGCUGCAUCUCGACACCCGCCACACCUAAAUGCGGCAAUCUCUAGCGCAGCUCCUUCGCCGCGCCUCCUCUCUGUCGCCCCCGCCGCACCUAAGCGCGGCCAUCUCCAUCACAGCUCCUUCGCCGGGCCUCCUCUCCGCCUGCCCCCGCCGCACCUAGGCCCGGCCGCCUCCAUCACAACUCCUUCGUCCACGCCUCCUCUCCGUCGCCACCGCUGCAACCGGCGGUUCCUCUCCACGCUAGCGCUCGGGCUCUCCAUCCGGGAUCCGUCGGAGCACAACCAGGGGGCCUCCUCAGCCUCCUCUCCCAUGGCCGCAAGCCGCAACGCCUCGAGGAUGGCGCAGCCCGCCUCGUCUCCGCCGCAGGACACCCCUGAUGUUGGGUCCGGUGGAGCUGCUAGACGGCGUUCUUCCAGCUCCUCGUCUCCGUCGUCCCCUAGCUCCUUCUCGACGUCGCCGGCGCAAGACAGUUCUCCGCGAGGCGAGUGUGUGGGAUGCGAGUGA
Molecule: messenger RNA, 570 nt
Organism: Aegilops tauschii subsp. strangulata
Lineage: Eukaryota; Viridiplantae; Streptophyta; Magnoliopsida; Poales; Poaceae
Source: RefSeq, a predicted model, not a curated record